UUAUAGUCUAUGGUUUAUUUCGUACUUUAAUUUGUUUGGUCAAUACUCGAAAUUUCAUAAAAAUAUAUCAUGUUUAAAACAGUGAUUCGAGCUAUUAUACCAUCAAAAGUGUCAAAUGAAAUAUCAACGAAAAUAACGUGUAACAUUUUAUUACGAAACCUUUCUGUUUAUUAUAAAAAUAAUUUCAGAGGUUAUGGUAGUGUAUAUUCUACAAAAUACAUAAAUAGAAAUAAUAAUUUGUUAUAUCAUGUACCCCUUUUUUUCUGUAGUUCAAACGUUGAUCAUAUGAACUUAGACAAAAGUCUUACUCUUGUAGAGUUUGAAAAAAUUUCAGAUGCAACUCUUGAAUCCUUGACUGAAUAUUUUGACGAAUUGAUAGAAGAAGCUGUAGAAUUAGAAGAUUCAGAUGUUUCUUACGGAGACGGAGUACUGACCGUGAAAUUUGGCAAUCCAUAUGGCACAUACGUUAUAAAUAGGCAGACUCCAAACAGGCAAAUUUGGCUUUCUUCCCCAACGUCUGGACCAAAACGUUAUGAUUUUGUAAAGGAUAAUUUGAUGAACAUAUAAAACAAAUCUAAAUAUAACAGCCAUGGAGAUUAUGGAAGAUGGGAGCUUAGUAGAUCGUGUUAGAAUUUUAUUGCAACGGGACAUGCAAUAUUAUCAGGAGAUGCAGACCGUGCUAAAAGAAGCUUUGUGUGUUCGGGUUAGCGGUGGAAAGCUUGAUUUUCCAAGGCAUGCUUCAUUCGCAGCAAUUAAGAUCGUUAUGUGGUGGGAAGCUGAAUUUCUGAUCACGUUUAAACGGUCUUCAGGAUUAAGUACCGUUAAAUGCAAAAAUUCAACCGAACUCGAGGCAAACGAUGGUGUCGUUAAAAACGUUCAACCAUCUGAAUUUAUACUUAUGGUCGUCGACACGGCCGAUCAAUUACUCGAACACUUGCAUACGUUAAUACAGGAAUGUUUAGAUCAUGCAGAUUUGACUGUUCUUACGGCUACUUUAGGAGCCGCAGCAUUGAUACGAAAUUGUCUUUGGUGUUACAAUCAACAUGUCAAAAAUAUUGUCUCUGCAGGUUCAAGCGAAAAAAUAAAUAAUUGUUACAAAUCCUAUCACGAAAUGGCGGAAGCUGUAGCAGAGAGGCUUCUUGAUUUACAUUGUCGUUUAAUCUCUUUAUACCUACUCAAUGAAGCUGAUUCUCUUGGUUGGAAUAGUAAUAAGUCAUUCUUCGAAAGAGAAAGAUGUUCAUUUGUAAUACAAAUGUGGUGGCUUUACAUGCAAGGAACAAAAGCAGAUUUGUGGGAAACCGUACCACCGCAAAUGGCUCAACGCGUAUUCACGGGGAUGUUAAACGAGUCUCUGUCAAUCAUCGUAACUCGAUUCAUUUAUGGUCGACCUACUUUAGCUCGAUCCGAACAAUUUUGGACAGACGCUUUCAACGUGCUAUGUUGCACCGGAUAUCUCAGUUUAGCUGCCUGCACAGAAAGUGAAGAGAUGAUAGGUGCCCGAUCUAAUAAAUUACCAACAAUUAUAAGAGAUGUUCAUGCCAAAUGUAACGAGUUAUUCGUUUGCCUUUUAUUUCGAGGUACACCAUUGGAAGAUUUGUAUCAGGUUUUUCGUAAUGGAUUGGAAAAUUUACAAGUUUUGCAACCACGACGUGGUCCUUCUCCAUGGGUACUUGUAUGCAUUCCACGUUUAUUGGGUACAUCCGAUUUAGAUGUACACAUAAAAGAAUUGUCAGAAGAUAAAAUCGUGAUUUUGGAAUUGAAUAUUCUUAGAAAUCAACCACAACCCAAUUGGUCACAAUUAAUGAAAGUGAUGUCAAUGAACAAUAACGUGGUAGCAAAAUUAUUGUUAAAUACGUUGGUACGUAAAUGCAUCGGUUUUACUUCCGAAGAAGAUAAUUUAACAAUAACGAAAGAGAAAUCAACUAACAACAAAGAAGGAAAUAAUAAAAACGAAAAAAUCAAGACAAAUUGCGGUGGAUUUUUGUGCAGCGAGUCGAGUUGUAAAAAAUUAUCAAAGAUAUCAGCGAAUUUAGGACUUUUCAGUUUGACAUAUAUUCUUGCCGUUAGCGUUAAUAAACCCGAAGAUGUAAUUAUACCAGCUUUGAAACAGGAUCCUAAUUGGGCGAAUUAUCUCGAUAGGCAGCAGGUUUGGAAUCAAUCGAGACCACCAUGGUUAAACGCACUUUUGGUACCUUUCAAAACUAUGAUGUCAGCAAUCGUAGAUACCCUUUUGGAUGCUGUCAAAACAGGAGCAAGCAUGUAUCAAGCUAUGUCUCUGGCAUUAGCUUGUUUUACCGAAUUGCACAUGACCACGCCAAUAGCAAUUUUGCGAACAGCGCUCGCACUUAACAACAAUGUACCAGCUCGUUGUCAUCCAUUGGGUAAUUCCGUACUUUUACAAAUAUUUUCCGCUGCCCUUUAUUCCAGGUUUCUCGAAAUAGCAGCUAAUAAUCCAACGGAUGUACAAAGUAGUACAGUUUCGAUAGACGUCAAUUUGGAGUCAGGCUCAUUUAAUCCUCACGAUAAAAUUGCUGCAUCAAAUGCAUUGGCCGAAGCAAUUUGUAGCAUAGACGAGGAUAACAAACACACGGCACAAAUAGAUUAUUUUUCGCAAACCAUCGAAGACAACGUUAAAGCAGUGGAUCAAAAUCCAAGAUGCGAUAAAUUAAAAAAUAUGACACGCAUCAUAGAAACUUACACCGACGAAUUGUUGCUCACCAAAACAGGAAGACAAUCUUUAAAAAUAACACACGAGUAUCUAUUAUGUGCUUCCGAUUGGGUGCUGAACGGGCUGAGAAACGGAGGGAGUUACGCACAACCGGAUUUAAUCGAUUUCUCCGAAAUUCCAUUGAAGGCAAAACCGCUAACCCAUAUCAUGUUCCACAUCGAAGAUACAGAUUUUGAUCAGUUUUUAACUAAUUACGAGUCAACGAAUUGGAAAAAAGUAUUGACAAUGCCAUUAUCCGUGAGCUUGGAACGAGCUCGUAGCCAAAUCCUCGCUCGUCCAGAAUUUAAGAACAUUGGGGAACUUUCACAGGAGGAAAGAGAAGUGGUCAAUUCGAUUAAACGGAUUUGCUCUUCCGUAAGAUCUGCUCGUUUUAAAUAAAACAACCAAAUUUCCUUAGGGAAUUGAGAAAAAUGAUUUCAUUUAUAUUCGUCGUCUUAUUUACUUCACAUUACUCUUUAAAUACAUUUUUAAGUAAAGUAGAAAUGAUUGAACGAUGUAUAUAUUGUAUAUAUAAUUCAAUUGAUUAAUUAAUAUUUUAUUUAUAUUGAAAUAAUUUCGAUCGAGGAGUUAUUAAAAAAAAAAAAACACUCUGAAACAUUUUUUUUUUUUUCUUUUUUUUUUUGCUUCGUAUUUUCAAGUUGUUUAUUAUCAUAUAGAAUUUGAAUCUUUGACGAUAACUAGAUUCUUUUUUCAUUUUUUUUUCGAAUAUAUCACUACUAUAACGUC
Molecule: messenger RNA, 3454 nt
Organism: Polistes canadensis
Lineage: Eukaryota; Metazoa; Arthropoda; Insecta; Hymenoptera; Vespidae
Exons: 17
Coding region: 590-3106 (838 amino acids)
Source: RefSeq, a predicted model, not a curated record